UGCCGGGAGAGGCCGGAAGCGGCGCUGUUGCCGCGGCGGCGGCGGGUCCAAGAUGGCGGUGCAGGAGUCGGCGGCUCAGCUCUCCAUGACGCUGAAGGUGCAGGAGUACCCCACGCUCAAGGUACCUUACGAAACGUUGAACAAACGGUUCCGGGCUGCUCAGAAAAACAUUGACCGAGAAACCAGCCACGUGACCAUGGUCGUGGCAGAGCUGGAGAAGACCCUGAGCAGCUGUCCAGCUGUGGACUCGGUGGUCAGUCUCCUGGACGGAGUGGUGGAAAAACUCAGCGUCCUGAAACGGAAGGCAGUAGAAUCGAUCCAGGCCGAAGACGAGAGCGCGAAACUAUGCAAACGCAGGAUCGAGCAUCUUAAAGAACACAGCAGCGACCAGCCAGCAGCUGCCAACAUGUGGAAGAAAAAACGGAUGGACCGGAUGAUGGUGGAACACCUCCUGCGGUGCGGCUAUUACAACACCGCGGUGAAAUUAGCCAGGCAGAGCGGCAUUGAGGACUUGGUCAAUAUUGAGAUGUUCCUAACCGCCAAAGAAGUAGAGGAAUCCUUGGAAAGGCAAGAAACCAUGACUUGUUUAGCUUGGUGUCACGAUAACAAGUCUAGGCUCAGGAAAAUGAAGAGUUGCCUGGAGUUCAGUCUAAGGAUCCAGGAGUUCAUAGAACUUAUUCGACAGAACAAGAGACUGGAUGCUGUCAGGCACGCACGGAAACAUUUCAGCCAGGCUGAGGGGAGCCAGCUAGACGAGGUGCGGCAGGUGAUGGGGAUGUUAGCCUUUCCUUCGGAUACUCAUAUCUCCCCUUACAAGGAUCUCCUUGACCCGGCUCGGUGGAGGAUGCUAAUCCAGCAGUUUAGAUACGAUAACUACAGGUUGCAUCAGCUGGGGAAUAACUCUGUUUUCACCAUAACACUCCAGGCUGGGCUUUCCGCCAUAAAAACACCACAAUGUUAUAAAGAGGAUGGCACUUCCAAAAACCCUGACUGCCCAGUCUGUAGCAAAUCGUUAAAUAAGCUGGCUCAGCCCCUGCCAAUGGCCCAUUGUGCCAACUCCCGGCUAGUCUGCAAGAUUUCAGGAGAUGUGAUGAACGAGAAUAACCCCCCCAUGAUGCUUCCCAACGGAUACGUCUACGGAUACAAUUCCUUGCUUUCUGUUCGCCAGGAUGACAGAGUCGUUUGCCCGAGAACCAAAGAGGUCUUCAGUUUCUCCCAAGCCGAGAAAGUCUACAUUAUGUAAAGCCCCUCUCGCGCGCAAAUGAAGUGCCACUGGAUUUUUGACACAAUUUAUUCUAGCCAUGCCCUGUAAAAAAGAUCUCGGGGAGUUCGCCGCGGCAAAGGAAGCUGCCACUCGGGAGGGACGGGGUGGGAAAUGGAGACUUCGUUGGUGGCAAUUUUUUUCCUUGUGACCAAAGAUCCGUGGGCGAAAAGCAUAACACACUCUGACAAAAAGCCAGGAAGUGCGACUAAAGUUUAAAAGAAAA
Thamnophis elegans (Western terrestrial garter snake) is the source of this 1487-nucleotide messenger RNA. It is a transcript of the gene MAEA, whose product is annotated as macrophage erythroblast attacher. Bases 53 to 1243 code for a protein of 396 amino acids. The record is from RefSeq and is a predicted model, not a curated record. Gene Ontology annotation, cellular component: cytoplasm; nucleus; GID complex. The transcript is spliced from 9 exons. Lineage: Eukaryota; Metazoa; Chordata; Lepidosauria; Squamata; Natricidae. Gene Ontology annotation, biological process: proteasome-mediated ubiquitin-dependent protein catabolic process. Gene Ontology annotation, molecular function: ubiquitin protein ligase activity; protein binding.